Paramecium pentaurelia is the source of this 2657-nucleotide messenger RNA. The record is from the annotation of a GenBank genome assembly. Lineage: Eukaryota; Ciliophora; Oligohymenophorea; Peniculida; Parameciidae.
AUGGAUAAAAAGACUAAAUAUAAGUUAUUAGGAUUGACAGCACUUGUAGGAUUGACGAGUUUUUUCUAUAUUCAAAGAGAGAGGAACAGGCCUAUAAGAUAAAAGAUGGCUUAAAAAUUUAUAGGAUUAUAAAGGAAACUUGAUUCUUACUUCUAAGGGAAAUCUGCUGAAGAAGUAAUUCUAUUUCAAUAUUUAAGAUGAUAAAAUUAGUUACAAAUAAUGAUGAAUUUGUUGAAAUGAUAUAAAAAGAAGCAGGGGAUUUCUUUGAUUUAAAAAAAAUAGAUGAGGAAAUAUCUAAAAUUGAUUUUAUUCGAUAAUUAUCAACCAUAAAUUAAUAAAUAAAUUAAUUAUUAGAAAUAAGAUUAGUUGUUUAAUACAUCUAAAAGUAAGUAAUAUAUAUAUAUUAUAGAAAUUCAUUAAGAUAAGUUUAAGAAUAAAUAAUUGAAAAAUUAGCAUCAUAGAGAGUUACUAUAAUGCAAUACAAUACAUAAUUUGGAGAAUCAAUAUUUAAUUUUUAAAAAUAUGUUUAAUGUUCUUUUCUUUAAUUAAUAAAUGAAUUAGAAUAACUAUUAUAGGAUUUAAGAAGUCCCCAAAGAAUAGUUGCUGUUAAUUAUUAUUUCAUGUGCAUUUUAGAUUAUUUUAAUAAUAUAUUUGCUUAAUAUCCAAAUUUAAAAAAUUUAGUAGCAAUUGUAAUGUUAGAAAAAAUAGGAUCAAAUUAACUUUGUUUCGAUUUUUAUCAUGAUUGCACUGACAAUUAUUAUGUAAAUACUGUUAAAACAUGUUAAAGACUAAAGAGUUGUGAUUGUUGUAUAUUUGAUUUACUAUGCAGAUACAUAUCAAUAUUUUAGUCCCCUGUAUAAUAAAAGUUUCUUGAAUUCAUUAAAUUUAAUCAAUUAUUUUAAACUUAAGAACAUUUACUAUAAUUAGGAACAAUAUUAUUCAAAAAUACAUUUUAUUUAGGUGGAUAAUUAAGUGAAGAAUCACUUCAUUUUAUUGAUACUUUUUCACCUAUACAUAGUCUAUUAAUAGAAGCAACAUCUAAUAAGAGUGUAUAGGAAGGUUUAUUAUAAUCUGAAGAAUUUGGAAUUGUUAUUUAAUAUCUUGAAAAAGUAAUAAAUAAUCAUGAAAAUCCAUUUUUGAAUAGAUUACUAGCUAGUUUGAUUGAUGUUUAUUCAAUUAUAUAUCCUUUGUUUUAUAAUGAAAGUGCAUUAAAGUAAAUUGUAAAAGAUGAAGAAAAAAUUAAAUAAAUAUUAAGUACAUUUUUCGGGUCUUUAUUGAACUUAGAGAGUAGAGAUACGUAUGAUUCUAAUAAAUGUAUUACAAAUAUAUGAAAUUAGAAAAAGAAAUUAGUAUUUUAGAUUGGUUUGCUUUGAAUAUGGGAACUAUAUUCACUUAGUAAUUACUGGGAAAUAUAUCUGUAGAAUUUAUCCAUUAAUUACUUAAACUAAAAGAAAUUGAAAGGGAAAUUUUAUUUACGUACAUGUAUUGUUUAAGAGUUUCUUAAAAUACAAGAAUUAAAGAUAGAUAAUAAAAAAAGAAAAAUGUUGAUAUUAAUUCUUUCAUAACUAAAUUAAUUAGUUUGAUUGUAAUUUCAUUAUUAAAGAAUGAUUUCAGUAACAAAAAUAUGGAUUUAAUUAUAAAUAAUCUAGGUUUUGUAGAUGAUGAUGAAAGAUCAAAUAUAUUCUUAAAUAUUCUAAAGAUUCAAUUUGAAAUUCCAUCAAUGAAUUUGAAUUAUCUUAAAUAUGUCUCUUCAAAAUGUAGAUAACUAUCUUAAGAAACUUAUCAUUCCUUUAGUGGAUUUUACACAAAUGUUUUGAAUCCAACUACUCUUUCAUUUGAUUAAUAUAUGAUUUCUAUGUAAUUAGGGAUUAUCUAUGGAAAAGUAGACUCUUUUUUUGCUUAGAUUGGAUAAGGAUUUUUGAGAGAUCUCUAAUAAUUUGAUUAAUAUAAAGACUUUUUACAAAGAGAUGUAUAUAUAUCAUUUAUUAUUCUUUAGUUGAUUCUAAUAAUUGAUUUGAUGGAAAAUCCAUAUUAUUUUGCUAAUGUUCUCAUUCAUAAUAGAAAAUGUCCUCAAGAUAUUUAUAAAUAAUUAUUAACAAAAGUAGCAAUAUCUAUUUGGCAAUUGGAUCCCAAAAUCACCUUUUCAUAAUUGCAAUAACAAAUGUCUUUAUUUAUAAUGGUAGAAAUUUUACCACAAUUUAUUAAAGACUUAUUUAUUGUAAAUUAGGAUGGUACAAUUAAAUUAAAAGAACAAUAAUAAUUAUUAUGGCCAUUUCUUUGUUUAUAAAGGGAUUGUUCUUCAGUUGAAAUUUAUUUGAAUUUAGUUGGAGAUGAAGUUUUAUUCAAUGAAGUAUAUUAUUUGCAUAAAUUAUUAGUUGUUGUAAGAGUCAGAUAGUUUUGAAUUCUUAACUAGAAUCCAAGAGACCAUGUUUAAUAGUUCUAAUUUUAUUCAAAUAAUUUAUUAAUUACUUUUAUGUGUUCAUAGAUUAGAAAUAAAGACUUGGAUAGGAAAGAUAUUAUUUUAUGCUAAUAAAUUUAAAAAUAUCAAUAAAGAAUGUGAUACUUUAUUGAAAUCUAAAGAGUGUUAAUCUUUUAUUUUAGAAAUGCCAGAUAAUUUUAGAACAUAUAUGUUAUUUGGAUAGAAUGUUAUUAAAUGA